UUAGUUAUUAAUGAGUGUGUUUAUAAAAUUCACCCCAUCUUUAAUAUGUAUGCAGCUUUCAAAGAUGGUCAGAUAAUUCAUAAUAUUAAACAAGUUCAGAAUGCUGGAAAUACAAAUCAUAACGGCUAUAUGGCUUUUACAAUAAGAAAAUAUGGGGAUAAAAAUUCUAAAACAUAUCGUGUUCAUCGCUUUGUUUGGGAAUGCUUGAACGGUGUUAUACCUGAUGGUAAAGUUAUUGCGCAUAUCAAUGAGGACAGGGAAGAUAAUCGUUUAUACAAUUUGCAGAUUGUAACUCAAAGAGCAAACUGCAAGAAAUCAGCCAGAAAACGUGAUUAUACAUUUGCAGCUAAUAAUUUCCAAAAUAGGAGGUGUGUGAAAGCAAUGAAUAAGACUACACAAGGAGUGGUCUUCUUUAAUAGCAUGUAUGCCGUACAGCAGCGUCUUAGCAUCAAUACUGGUAUUGUUAAGAUGGUCUGUGAAGGGAUCAAUAAUUGUAAAACUGGCAUUUCUAAAAAAGGUGCUCAUCAAUAUAAAUUUGAGUAUAUACAGAAGGAAGAUAUGCCUGAUGACUAUAAAAAAUCAGCCAAUACGCGCCCAAGAAGCGUGGCUGAUGAGGAUAAUAUAUAGAUUUAGCCACGGUUAAAAGCGAGGCUCCCAUUAAUAAAUUUAUAAUUUAAAUCAAACAAUAAACUUGUAUUCCACAAUUCAGUUAACGCUAGAGCACAUUCAUUUGACUUUUUAGGGAAAGGCUAAGUGAUUUUAGAGAAAAAUAAUUGCAAACUGCCCAAGAUAGCUCACGAUAGCCUCAUAUGUACACCUCCAAAAUAGCAAUAAUUUUCGAUCACAUUUAAGAGCCAUAAUGGCUCUUGAUCACCGUACGUUAAUUAGGCCAGGAAAAAAAACAGGCCGAAUUUUGGGUGCGUGUAAACCAGCCUUUUAUACCAUUUAAACAUCACGUCUGAGGUAAACCAGUACUAUGAGGGACUGUUUUUAUCACACAGACCUCGGGCAGAAUGCAGUAUUUCACAAUUUUGCAAUACAAAGUGCACUCAUUCAAUAUUCAGCAGUGUUCAGGACGAUCGAUCGAAGCACGCGUGGGGUUUUAGCUAAACAGUUGAAAAAAUUUCCAAAAUCACCUAGUAUAUAUGGCCAGCCGGUUCUCACUUUUGCAGAGCGAGCUGUGGUCGUGUUUGAAUGAACAUUAACAGAGUUACGCUUCAACAUAAUAAAGAAUUUAUUAUGGUUAUUUUUUAUUUAAUGGUUUUAUCGAUCUGUAAUCUUCAAAAGCGUUUGAUACGCGCGGCAUUUUGAGUACCUCCCGCAAGCGAUGUUCACUGAACGACUAAAAUUACAAGAGAAACUACUAACAAUUAAUAAAAGAAAUAUAAUUCGGUGAAACAUAUACAGAGCGGGGGAGACAACAAUUUUCGUUCACUAAGACAAGUAUUAAAGUGUCUCUAAAAAUCCCGAGUCUUCAAGCUUAAAGCUUAAGUUUAUGUUUUAAGCCGGCUUCCCGGUCUUUGCGUCUUUUCAAAGAUGAACUCGAGGCAAGAAAAUCGCUCAAAGCUUUCUUUUACAACUAAAUAUUAUUUGGAACGUUUUCUUUCUAUUUGCGGUGAGAAAAUGUCUAAAGGAUUUUAAAAUUCUGUAAGAUUAUAUCAAAACUGAUAAUCGGUCAGAUCAUUGUCUCAAAUCUUACAACGUGCGUAAACUAAAUUAGCCGCAUAAACUACGCUCGACGUCAUUAAAUUAGAUAUAAAAAAACACACAUCAAAUACAAUAAUUACUCAGGCGUACCAUUCGAGAUGCAGCUCUGAAAGGUAUCAAGUAAGGCCAGUAUCGCUUCAGACUUUACAACCCUCUUACGCAUCAAGCAAGGUGAAAAACGAAAACGAUACCAUCCGAAAUCGGCUUUCCGACUUUGACAAGUGACGUAUUUCUCAACCAAAAACCCAAUAGAAACAAAACUAGCCAUGAAUAACAGAAGACUCCUGACAGCAGCUGAAUUUCAUUUUGUACAUCCAGUGGAAAAAGACAGUCAAAAACAUCACAAGCUGACACAAAACUCUGUCAGCUUCAGCUGUCAAAGUAAACAAGAUUCAAGAUGCUGCAUAAAUUUUCCGCAUGAACUCACCUGUCAAAUUUUGAUCAAUCACAGCAUAAACACUGGACGAAGAGCGUGACCAAAGCGUGAUUAUGGUGAGCAAAGUCAAAAGCAACUGUCUUCUCUGCCUGUAAAAGCUGGCUGAAUUUUCGCUUCCGAGGUCAGUUUGAAAUCAAAAUCUUAAUUGUGAGGCAGAAAUACACGACAUAUUUCAUAUGAAUUUUAAAAAAAUUAAAUUUGAGCCUGCGAUCAUUUGAAAACUAGUGACUUGUCAGUGGAUAACUUCAAAAAAAUACUUCACACCUGAGCCCGCGAUAUGGUCAAGUGAUACUGGUCAGCGGAUACCCUGGUUUGACAGCUAUCAAUUGAUCACAACAUUGAUGUCCAAUAUGUGUGCAUUAUCAAUUUUCCUGUGCUCUCAAACUAGCAAGAAAGAAAGAAAGUACGAGAUUGAACAUUGAUCGCGAUGUAGUAAAACAACUGGUCAGCGGACAGCUUCCACAUAAAUCACGUCACCUCGAUGAGUUGACACAUGAACCCGCGAUAUGUUCAUGUGAUACUGGUCAGUGGCUAUCCUGGUUUGACAGCUGUCAAUUGACCAUUUUGUGAAUGUCCAAUAUACAAGAUGUGGACUUGCCAAGACACCCCUCCCUCCCUUUUGAUGGUCUUCCCUACCCCACCCUUACAAUCUGUAGACGCGUACGUACGCACGCUCGGUCAAUCACGUGACAACCAAACGAAAAGAGGUUGACCAUAUUCCAUGAGUAUGGGGCUCUGUCGCGAGCGUGGGAGCCCCGCUAAAAAGAGACACCAAAUGGAAAUUCUUAAAAUAUGGCAAAAAAGAAAAUACAUUUGCCCAAGG
This is a messenger RNA of Porites evermanni, 2966 nucleotides long. The record is from the annotation of a GenBank genome assembly. NCBI's taxonomy places the organism in Eukaryota, Metazoa, Cnidaria, Anthozoa, Scleractinia, Poritidae.